Tilletiopsis washingtonensis is the source of this 5197-nucleotide messenger RNA. RefSeq lists its product as hypothetical. Lineage: Eukaryota; Fungi; Basidiomycota; Exobasidiomycetes; Entylomatales. The record is from RefSeq and is a predicted model, not a curated record. The transcript has 2 exons. Bases 195 to 5012 code for a protein of 1605 amino acids.
CGACGAGGCGGCACUCAGACUCCAGACGUCGCCGAGCUGCUUCCGCUCCGCCUCUCACCACCAUCCCUGCCCUCCCUUCGCGUGACUUGGCUCGGCCCGUCGCACCUGCUGCUGCGCCGACACCUCGCUCUCUCUCGCGCCGCCGUCGUCUGUGCCGCUCGGAGCUGUCCCACGGGCCCUGCGAGCGCACUCUCAUGAGCGCCAAGUCGCCGCGCUCGCCCACCGCCGAGUCUGCGGGCGCCUCCAAGCGCCGCCCGCUCAAGCCCAGCGGCGGCCGGCGCAGCGGUGCCAGCGGCCUCGGCGCCAAGCUCGGUGCGCCGCGCCGCAGCAGCGAGAGUCUCGGACAGGAGUCUGCCUCGCUCGACGCCUCGCCGCCGACGGCGGGCGUGUGGACGAACGCACGCGCGCCGCGCACCAAGCGCUCCUUCGACCUGCCCAGCGCCUCCUCGUCCAUCGACAGCGACAUGACGGCGCCGCGCGGCUCUGCCAGCGAUCUGGCCAGCAUGGGCGCACCCUCGCCCAGCAAAACGCCGCGCAAGCUGCUCAUGCCCACGAUCCCGACGCGCCGCGCCUCGAGCAACGAGGCGCAGCAGAGCGGCACCGACGGCGGCAGCUCGUCGCCCCUGGAGAAGAAGUCGAAUAUCCAGUCGAUUGCCUCGGCCAUCGCGGCGCGUGCCACGCUCGUCGCGGCCGAGAACGCAGCGAAGCGUGCAGAGGCCGAGCGGCUCGCGGCGCUGGCUGCGGCAGACCCGCAGCCGCCGGCGGAGAGCGACGCGGCGUCUCCGCUCGCCUCGCAAGAUGCCGUGUCGCAGGCUUCAGUGUCCGAGGCUGCGAGCACGCCGCGCGCAACGACGCUGCCGCUGCAGGAGGCCGCAGCGCCGGCGCUGCUGCCCUCGCUGAGCACCGGCAACGCGGCACGGCAGAGAGACAGCGUGCUGUCGCAGGACAGCUCGCGCUGGAGCCGCAGCGAGCUGGCCGACUUUGGCCACCUCACCAGCCACGUCGACUUCAGCGGCAUCCUGCCGGAGGACGAGAACGAGUCGGGCAUGGAGACGAUGCGCCCGGACGCCGACGUGCCUAGCGAGUCGACAUCCGAGCGCAUGAGCGGCUCGGCGCACAGCCAUGCGUCGCACUUCAGCACGCCCAAGCUCGUCUUCCACGACUCUGAGUCGCACGAGCCGAGCAAGCGCAGCUCUGCUGCCUCGAACGACUCGGCACAGGUCGCCUACAUGCGCGAGGAGAAGGAGCAGCUCGCCUCGCCUGCCUCGGUGUCGUCGCUUGCUGGCCUCGGCAUCGGCGGCGCCAGCAACAUCAUGCCGGCGCAGUCGAAGGUCGCAUCCGGCAUGCCCAACAGCGCAUCGUUGGCCAGCAUCUCGAGCUUCCAGACUGCGCACGAGGACGCGCCUGGACCCAGCAGCCGCUCUGUGACGUCUCCAGCGUCGCCGCAGACGCCGGCGCUGACGAGCGAGAUCACUGCCAAGCUAGCCUCGCCAAUCGGCAGCAUUGGCAAGAAGAGUCGGCCGGCCGCACUCGCACUGGAUGCGAGCCCCGCCAGCCACUCCUACUCGAACUCGCCCGGCAUCUCUCGCGGCCUGCCCAGCCCGAUCGCACGCGGCAAGACUCCGCCGCCGACAAACCCGCCCAUGGAGCCGCUACCGCCGCUGCCGACGACGCCCUCGGGCGUGUCGAGCGCGCGUCUCAGCAAGGGCUCCUUCACGAGCCAGUCGCGCAGCAACUCGCUGCACCGACUACGUCUCUCCAGCGAUGCCUCUGACCCAUCACAUGGCGCGGGCAAGCGCAGCUCCGGCGACAGCACCACGUCUGCCCCUGCUGCUGCUGCUGCCGGCCUGCGCUCUCCGCCCGUUCUGUCCUCCUCGGCCGGCAACUCGCCCUCAGAAGCGACGCCUUCAUCCUCCUCAGCGGCGCUGUCGCGCGCGACCGGCUCAAUGAAGAGCAAGGCAUCUACCGCCACCGCGAGCUUCGUCGCUGCACACCACAUGCAGACGCACGCUGGCGCAGAGCACGCUGAGGCACUGCUGAAGCGUAUCGAGCCCGAGAUGUCAUACAACGACCGCCGCGCCUCGCUGCGUGCCGCCGCCAAGCAGCAGCAACCGCAGCAGGUGUCGCCCUCUCAGGAGAUUAUGCUGGAGGAGCCGAGCCGGGACGACGAGCGCCGCAUCAGCGCAGGCAGUACCUACUCUACCGAGUCGGCCGCUGUUGGCGCUGGCCAGGAUGCCGAGGAGCUCGGACAUGUGCGCGAGGAGGCUGAGGACGAGGAGGAGGAGACUGCUGUGCUCAAGACUGCCACGCGCCAUGAUCCCCCGGCGGCCCCGGCAGCCGGCUCCAGCGGGCCCACUAGCUCGCCGCAGCGUCUGUCGGCAGUGCGCGUCGACUCUGCGCCCGUGUUGCUCAAGGCCGCAAAGGUGGCCGCGUCGCGUACACUCUCGCCCGGUCGUGCGGCCUCAACAGCGGAGCAAGGCAAGACUUCUCCGUCUGCGGCAGCAGCUUCGAAGGCUUCGCCUGCUGAAGGCGACGCUGCAGAGGCGUUCGCCACGCCCGGCACGACGCCUACGCCUGGACAGGAAGCGCGCGCGGCUGCUCCGGACGAGCAGAGCGCCUCGGUCGACUUGACCUCGGUAGACACGACGUCCUCCUCCGUCAUGCCUGCGUCGACGGUUGACGAGGCCGCGGCGUCUACAGACACAGCUCUCGCUGUGCCGACAGCCGACGAGGCGCCAGCACCGGCAGGCUCGGCCCUGCCCGCGAGCAGCAGCAAGGGCGACAGCUCGCUGUCUCACGCUGCAAGCUCGCUCUACACGCCCAGCUCGGAGGUCAGCGAGGCGCGCCUCUCGUACCUCAGCUCUGAGGACCAGCGGCAGACCUCUAUGCAGUCUCGUCGCGGCGAGAUGGAGGCGGAGCGCAGCGCCUCCAAGCCCGGGAGCCUUGAACGGAUCAAGCGCGCGGAGGGCCGCUUCUCGGGCGCCUUUGGCGAAAUCGCCACUGCCUUCAAGCAGCUGCAGUCGGAGAAGCGCGCGCUUGAGGUCAUUGUCCGCGAGACGACGCCCCUCGCGGGCAUCAACGACGGCGAGGGCCUGGGCCGCUACCUCUCCACGAUGUCGCAGAAGCUCGAGCUCAGCUCCGCCGAGAUCCGCAAGCUGCUCGACCUGCUCGACCAGCAGCGCACGGUCAUGGACUACAUGCUCGACACGCACCAGCUCGAGCUCGACACGGCCGACGACGACAAUGACGAUCUGCGCGAUGCGCUCGCCGUCGCCCUCGAGCACGCCGAGACGCACGAGGACUCUGCGCGCAGGCUUGGCGAAGAGCUCGAGCAGGCCAACCUCGCGGCACAGAGUGCGCGCACAGACGCGCAGAAGGUCCGCACGCGCCUUGCCGACGAGGAGAACCAGCGCGAGCGCGCUGUUACGCUGCUGCGAGCUGCGCGCGACGAGCUGCAGAAAGCCGAGCGCGAGCGCAAGGAGGCGCAGCAGCGCCACCUCAACUCGGAGCAGGAGGCCUCGCACGCGCGCAGCAUGCUCAGCUCGCUGCAGGAGCAGCUCACGCUCGCGACGAACCGCCUCGACUCGGACACGGUGCAGCGCAACCUCAGCAAUGUCGGCCUGCGUGACGAGCUCGAGGAGGAGCACGCGCAGCACAUCAAGGAGCUCACCGAGGAGCACGAGACGCAGUACUCGGAGCUGCAAGAGCGCCUCGCCGCUGCCGAGAAGGAGCUCGACAAGGCUCGCGUCGCCGGCUACACCGAAGGCGCCAAGGUCAUCGACCCGCGCGACGAGCAGAUCAAGGCUCAGGCUGCGCAGCUCGAGCGCGUGUACGAUGAGAUGGCCGACGCCAUGUCGGACAAUGUGCUCGCGCGCAAGCGCAUUGCCGAGCUCGAGGACCAGAUCCGCGGGCGCGGCGACAUUGGCCUGCUGAAGCGCCAGUUCCUCGAGGCGCAGCAGCGGCACGAGGCACGCAGCAACGAGCUGCACAAGCAGCUCAAGGAGGCGCAGCGCGCGCACGAGAUCUCGCGCGCCGACAUGCAGAAGACGCUGCAGCUCACCUCCUUUGUCAACGGGGCUGACGGCCAGACCGCCAAGCAGCUCGUCGUCGCCCGGCGGCAGCACGACGAGGCGCGCGCGGCGCAGAAGCAGGCCGAACAGGACCUGCAGAAAGCGCUCGCCGACCUCAACGCUUUGAAGGAAGCGGCCGCGUCGCAAGCCGACGCGAGCAAGCGCGCGGACGAGAAGGACGUCGGCGACACGUCGACAUCCUCAAGCCCGCCAAACGACGGUGCCGCGCAGAGGCUCGCCGAGGUCGAGCGCGAGCGCGACGACAUGCUGCGCCGCAUGCAGCAGCAGGAGAAGGACAUCGCCGAGCUGCGCGCCGCCAUCGCGCUGUCGGCCAACAGCCCUAGCGAGCUCAAGACGAGCGACCCGCUGCAGCGUUCGGCCAACGUGGGCCGCGAGACGCAGGUCUCGGCGCUGAUGACGCAGCUGGCCGAGCAGCGCGCACGCGAGACGCAGAUCCGCUCGGCGUACAAGCAGGCGCGCGACGAGCUGCGUAAGAUCCAGUCGGCCCAGUCGUCGGACCGCAAGCGCCACAACGCCAGCCUGAGCUACCUCGCAGGUGCCACCGGCAUUCCGCACUCCGGCUCGAUGAGCAGCAUGGACGCCGCAUCGCCCUCCACCUCGUAUGCGCCGAGUUCGCGCUCGUCGACCAUCAACGGCAGCGGCAAGAAGCUCAAGCGCCUCAGUCUGCCGCUUGCCGCGCAUCCGGCCAGCCCGGGCUUCGCCUCGACGGCGGAGGGCUUCUCGCUGCGCCCGGACACGGCCUCGGGCGCCAUCGGCGGCGGCCGCUUCAACCGCGCGCCGUCCACCGAGCUCGGCCACGGCAUCGGCCAGGACAGCCCAAAGAGCCUCAGCUCCGUCGACGGCCGCGGCGAGUCCUGGGGCUCCAGCUCGUCGGCUGUCGCCGAGCAGGACCACGAGGACGAGGAGGAGCUGUCUCCCUGAUCGCACCUCAACACCUUUCGACUUCUUCGGCUCGCCCUGCGACACGCCUCGCGCUGUCCGAGGCUAGCCAGCGGCGCGUCCGCUUUUGCCCUGCUUCCUUUGCUACUCUCGUCUCCAUCACAUGUAUCCUCGGACUGUGCAUCUGCUGCUUCUCCUGCUCUCUCGAAAUGGUGACAUUCUCCAUC